UGUGAAUGCUUUCUCUAAACAACACACAGAUUCAUCUCUUGAUCUUUCUUGUUCAUUUAGUUUAAAGUUUUGAGGAGUAUGGAACUUAACCGUGAUUCGAGUUUCGCUCUUGCGGUUUCCACUGAGAUUCAUGGAAUCAAGAUCUUUAAACAGACGCCGGAUGCUAAGCUUGCUGAACUUGGAGUUGCCUCUUGGCCUUUAAGGGAGAGCAAUCCACGCAAAUUUCCAUGGCAAUUCAAGAAGACAGAAACAAUGUACUUCGCCAAGGGGAAGUUGAAAGUGAAUAUAGAAGAGCAUCACAAAGAAGGUGAAGCCUUAGAAUUAAAAGCAGGAGAUCUGGUUGUGUUUCCUAAAGACAUGAAAGUAUUUGUGGAUGUUACUGAAGAUGUGAAGAAACAUUAUUAUAGAGAGUCAGAGAUUGAUGAAUCUGAAUUACCGUAAUAAUCAUAUAUAUAUAUAUAUAUUAAGGG
Messenger RNA from Capsella rubella, 470 nucleotides. RefSeq lists its product as uncharacterized. The transcript is spliced from 2 exons. Lineage: Eukaryota; Viridiplantae; Streptophyta; Magnoliopsida; Brassicales; Brassicaceae. The record is from RefSeq and is a predicted model, not a curated record. The coding region runs from base 79 to 441 and encodes 120 amino acids.